UCAAUCGGUGGAACAUGUUGAAAUGGCAGUCAUCCGGAUGAGAUUUUUCCUGGUGUCAGCGCAAGUGACUUGAAUUGUUGGGAGCCAAGAGCCCGUUCUCGCCGUGAUGCACUCGAUCCUUGCUCGCUCGCUGCGCCGCGCCGCUCGCCCUGUUUCGACGAUGGCAAUGGCGCCGUUCUCCACGGUUGGUUUGACGUUGGAGAAGGCGGUGGAAUCGCUGCCGCAUCGUGAAGCUGUCCGCGCGUUCAACAACGUCGACCGCGACGACGACUUGCGCUUCAGCUACCAGGAAUUCAAUCAGUUCGUGAACGAGCUGACCAACGGUUUCUUGGAGCUGCAAUUCAAAAAGGGCGACACGAUCGCAUUGUGGCUGCCCAACAACGCGGAAAACUUGGUCGCGCAGUUUGCUGCUGCCAAGGCCGGGCUCAACAUCGCGGCCGUCGACCCGUCCAUCUCGACGGUCGAAGAAUUGGAAUUUGUGGUCAAGGACAGCAAGGCCGUCGCGUUGCUUUUCGAUCCCAAGAACAACGAAGCAAACUCGACCGACGUGGCCAAGCAAGUGUUUGAAAACCAGCCGUACGCGAGCCACUUUCACACUGUGAUCACGACAGCAAUUGACCCUGUCCAUAACUUCCUCCAAUUCCGCCGCAUGCUCGUGAACGCGUUGGAAUCGUACUACGCCGAAGAGCGCACUGCCCAAAUCGAUGCUACCACGCCCCUCGUCGUGUCCUAUACCCGCAACAACGGCCAAAAUCCGACCCGCGGCGCCGCCUUGACCCAUGGCGACGUGUUGAAGCAAGCGAAGGACAUUGUGAACUCAGUCAAGUUGACCUCGAACGACAAGAUCCUGUUGACGGACGUGCCCGCUGGCUUUGUGGUCGCAUCCGUCGCGGCGGCCCUGACCAACUCGAUGGUCGUGCUUGCGCCGCCUGCGUUGAAGAGCCAUGCCGUGAGCCUCGAAUCACCCAACGUCACAACCGACGCCAAGGCCGCCGAGUACAAGCGAUUGUAAUAAACUCUUCAUCGCGGGCCGAUUAAAGAUAAAAUGUGGCAUUCUUUGUCGAA
Messenger RNA from Aphanomyces invadans, 1065 nucleotides. RefSeq lists its product as hypothetical. The record is from RefSeq and is a predicted model, not a curated record. Lineage: Eukaryota; Oomycota; Saprolegniomycetes; Saprolegniales; Verrucalvaceae. Gene Ontology annotation, biological process: fatty acid metabolic process. Gene Ontology annotation, molecular function: calcium ion binding; medium-chain fatty acid-CoA ligase activity. Bases 107 to 1012 code for a protein of 301 amino acids. The transcript is spliced from 4 exons.